CGCAGGCUCAGCGUUAUUUCGUCUCCUGGAGCCCUCAAUACAAAUCGAUGACUUUGUAGCUACGAGCAUUGAUCCUAGAUCCAAUAUUUUCUUGGUGAUAAUCUAAAUUAAAGUAUGGGUUAGAGCGACAGUGAAGGAACGUCUUGCGCCUCUACCAGUAAAACGCGUAGAUUAUUUUCUUUUAAUCUGAGGCACAAUCUUCCAAAAUGCCACAGAGAACGGACAGCGCAUCCUCUAUUGGAUCCAACGCAAGCUCCCGUCGAAGCUCGGAAUCCGAUGAUGAACGUCCCGAUUCCGCAGGUUCCGACCAGUCGCGUGCAGAAUCGGCGGAUUCGAAUGCAAGUGACGAAGAGGCCGAAAACGACCCAUGCUUCACUAAAAUAGGAGGUGUCGCCGUCUACUUUGAAGAACCAUUUGACAAGAAAUAUGAGUGCGUUGCCUGCAACCAGAUUCUACGAUUUCCGGUACAGUUUGAGGAAUGUGGACAUAGAUGCUGCUCGUCCUGUUUACCAGAACUUCUAAGAAUUUCUCCAAAAUGUCCACUUGAUGAGAAAUCAGUGUCACGUGACAAAGUGUACGUGGAUACGUCAUUUGGACGGGAGAUCGGUGAUCUACCGAUUAAGUGCUACUUCCACAAGAAGGGCUGUGAUUGGAAAGGUGUACUAGAUGAAUGCAAGGACCACAGCACAGUAUGCAAAUACAUCGAAGUGGAAUGUCCGAACACGUGCGGAGCCAAGUUCGAGAAAAGGUUCUUGGAUUCGCACCUCUCCGACGAGUGCAACAAGCGAAUGAUCACGUGUGAGUUCUGCCAGAAGACAGUCUUCUACAAAGAUGAAAUCACUCAUUUAAAUUCCUGCCUGAAGUUCCCCGUUCCCUGUCCGAACGGAUGCGACCUGACUGACAUACCACGCGAAAAACUGAAGAAUCACACGGACACAGACUGUCCAAAGGAGAAGAUAGAAUGUCCAUUCUCAUCGAUGGGAUGCGACUUCAAGACUGAGCGACAGAAGAUGCAACGUCACGUCCAGGACGACUCCAUGACGUCAAAACAUGUGACCAUGGUUGGAGCGACGAUCGUUAAGCACCAGGCCACGCUGGACAAGCAAGUCGAACUGAUGGACAUUCACAAAGAGACCCUAGGCCAGUGCAUGCAGAAAGUACGCGAUCUGGAGAAGCUCUACGGAUCUCAGUUGGUUUGGAAGGUGGACCGUUACGCAGAGAGGAUGCAGGAUGCAAAGACAGGCAAGAAGAUCACGAUCUUCAGCCCACCAUUCCUGACCAGUCGCCAUGGUUACAAGAUGGCCGUUUCACUGUGUCUGAAUGGAGAUGGAAAAGCUAAGGGUCAUUUCAUGUCAGUGUUCAUUUGCAUCUGCCGUGGGGAAUAUGAUGCCCUUGUGCCGUAUCCCUUCACACAUAGGGUCACAUUUAGCCUCAUCGACCAAUGUCAAGAUCCGAAAGCCAGACGUAACAUUUCGUACAGCAUCAAACCCAAUCCGUGCAAGGAGAACAAGCCGUUUUUGGGAAGACCGCAGGGUGAGCGAAACGCCAGCUUUGGAACGCAGAAGUUUGUACCUUUGCACACUCUUAAGACACUUGACUACAUCCGUGACGACACAAUGUUUAUCAAGGUUCACGUAGAUCACGACGACAAUAUGUGUAUUUAAGAUCAUAAACACGUCGAACCAUGAUUUUUUCUUAAAGGCCUUUCAUACAUCAGAUUUCUGUUUUUAGGGUCAUUGGCAUUUUGUUUAUACAGGUACUUCUCGAUGUUAUUUUAACAGAACUGUGAGACAACAUGCUCGUAACCAUUCACAACGUGUCUCCAUAUGUGAGAAGGUAGAUGGGAGCUGUAUAAAGGACGCUUUGGCACCCUGGUGAGGUCAAAGAGAAGAGCUCCUAUAGGGUUUGGGGGUAUAUCCGUCCGGAGCUAAUGUGUUCUGGCAUUUAAGAAUGCCUAGUGAAUUUCAUCAUCUUGAUGGUUUUGAAUAAAAAGAGGGUUCGUCCGAACAAUAGCACCUUUUCCCCUUACCGGUUAGGCCCGGACAUACAUCAUCCGAUCCGAAUAAUCGGUGAAUAAAGUACUUUUAAUAACGUAA
Molecule: messenger RNA, 2096 nt
Organism: Anneissia japonica
Lineage: Eukaryota; Metazoa; Echinodermata; Crinoidea; Comatulida; Comatulidae
Product: TNF receptor-associated factor 4-like
Exons: 5
Coding region: 207-1664 (485 amino acids)
Biological process (GO): protein K63-linked ubiquitination; positive regulation of JNK cascade; regulation of canonical NF-kappaB signal transduction
Cellular component (GO): plasma membrane signaling receptor complex
Molecular function (GO): zinc ion binding; protein binding
Source: RefSeq, a predicted model, not a curated record